This is a messenger RNA of Salvia hispanica, 740 nucleotides long. The record is from RefSeq and is a predicted model, not a curated record. NCBI's taxonomy places the organism in Eukaryota, Viridiplantae, Streptophyta, Magnoliopsida, Lamiales, Lamiaceae.
AAGCUGCAAUGGCGAUUACUCAAGAGUUCGACUGCAAUUCGAAAACUCCGUUGGAAGAAUCAAUCCAACAUUGCGGUGGAGAAGUAGCAGAUCCUCAACAUAGGAAAUAUGAUGGUCCUUCAACGAGACGCGAGGCUAUCACGAAGAAUAUUUUUGUAGACCAAAGAGGAAGCAGAAUUAAAAACAGAAAAUCUGAUAGACUAAAUGAUAUUGAGAUUGUUGGAUACCUUAAUACCAAGGAGGAGAUCCACCGCAAAAGGAUUUUAUGGGAAGCAAUGAAUGAAAAAAAUAUAAAGGCCAAGAAACAGAAAGUACCUGCUGAAACAAAGAAGAGUGGCGCUGUCAAGAAAGCUACUAAAACCACUGAGAAAAUGGAGCCUAAGGUUCGACAAAUGGAGCCUAAGAAGCAUAGUUCGAGGAUCAACUAUGAUGCUUUGAAAUCUCUGGGUGGUGAUUUCCAGGAAAGAUGUGAAUCGGGCGAGUCAAGCAAGGCAGAUUCACCAAAGCAAUCAAAGGAGAGUUGGUACGAAGAUGAUCGGAGUGAUGAUGAGAUUUUCGGAGGUGAUGAAGAAGAAGAUGAGAGCCAUUACCAGUACCAAGAUGAAGAUUUAUUCGAUGAUUUUGAUACUUGAAAAUCAAAUGAAUUUUUGAUCCUACAGUAGACAUAGAGAGUUAUAGAGCAUCUUCAUACUAUGUUAACUGAAUCUAUUAGAAAUACAUGUUUGUGUGACAUUCCAAUA